Molecule: messenger RNA, 690 nt
Organism: Fusarium fujikuroi IMI 58289
Lineage: Eukaryota; Fungi; Ascomycota; Sordariomycetes; Hypocreales; Nectriaceae
Product: related to phosphoglycolate phosphatase
Exons: 1
Coding region: 1-690 (229 amino acids)
Biological process (GO): dephosphorylation; DNA repair
Molecular function (GO): phosphoglycolate phosphatase activity
Source: RefSeq, a predicted model, not a curated record
AUGCCUGCUCAAUUAGUUAUAUUCGACUUUGACGGCACUCUUUUCGACACCCAUCAAGCCAUAUCUCACAGCAUCAAGCUCACCUUCGAUUCACUCCUUCCAGCCUCAGCUCCAGCAGAGUCUGGAGUGCAGAAGUUGAUCGGUUCUGGCUUAGGUCUCAGGGAGGUUCUCCGAGCGCUACAUACGACUCCCGGCUCUUUUGACGAGGAUGAAUGGACGUCAACGUACCGUCGCUUGUACAACGAAGAAGGACAGAAACUUGUAUCUGCGUUUCCUGGAGCCAAGGAGCUUUUGAUCAUGCUUAAUUUAAACGAGGUUCCUGUCGCUAUUGUCAGCAAUAAAGGCGUAGCCGCGGUCGAGACGGCCCUCGAGAAUAACGGCAUUGAUACCAUCCCCAAAGACUUGAUCGUCGGAGACAACACCCCCGGCGCAACGCGUAAGCCCGACACUGGAAGCUUCGAGAAAGUUCUACUGCCAACCCUGAAAGCUCGUGGACUCGCACACGUGGACGCCUCGAGAACCUUAGUCGUUGGGGACACAGAGGCAGAUGUCAAAUUCGCUGCCAACAUCGGAGCAAAGUCUGUUUGGUGCAGAUAUGGAUAUGGUGAACGGAGCGCAUGCGAGAAGUUGGAGCCACAUUUCACAGUCGAUUCAUUAGAUGAAGUAGCUGGAAUUGUUGACAACAUGUGA